Pelobates cultripes (western spadefoot toad) is the source of this 242-nucleotide messenger RNA. NCBI's taxonomy places the organism in Eukaryota, Metazoa, Chordata, Amphibia, Anura, Pelobatidae. The record is from the annotation of a GenBank genome assembly.
AUGCAGAACCUCCAGAGAAACAGAAACAGAACCACCAAAGGCAGAGGAACUGCACCUCCAAAGACAGAAAAAAAAAUAUUCAGAGACACAGAAAAAGAACAUCUGGAGACAGGAAAACAAAACCACCACAGACAGAGAAACAGAACCACGAGAGAUAGAAAAACAGAACCGCCAGAGACAGAAAAACAGAACCGCCAGAGACAAACUGCACCUCCAGAGACAGAAAAACAGAACCACCAGAG